AUGGAUUCGCUUUUCGACUCCGACUACCGGAGCGUAUUUGUCUAUGGUCUUGGGCUUCUUUGUGGCUUUGCCGUUCACUGGGGAAUCUUCAUCCGUGGUGAAUGGCACGUACAGGCACCUCAGAUCCUGCUGGGUCACUUGUGGCUCUUCUCUUGCUUCGCAGGCCUGAGCAUAUACUACAGUGGCACUGCCAUUGGGGAGUUCUCCCAUUGUUUGCUGAUUCUGUCUGCUGGAUAUCUUCCUGGACUUUUUACCAGCAUUACUUUAUACAGAGUCUUUUUUCAUCAGCUCAGCACCGCUGGCUUCAAAGGUCCAUGGUACGCCCGUGUCACGAAGCUCUGGCACAUCUGGGCCUGCAGAGACUGCAAAAACCACUUGGUCUUGGAGAAGUUGCACGAGCAAUAUGGAGAUUUCGUAAGGACAGGUCCCAGUGAGAUCACCGUCUUCCAUCCUGGAGUCUUUAUGGCUGUGGAUGGACCCCGAUCCGAAUGCAUCAAGGCUGAGUGGUACGAUAUCCUGCACCCCGACAGAGCACUUGUCACGACACGCAUCAAGCCAAUUCACGCUGCGAGACGCCGUGAAUGGAACCGUGGAUUCUCGGCACAAGCCCUUGUCCAGCACGAGUCAAAAAUUCUCAAGUAUAUUGAGCAGCUGGAUCUGUGCAUCGAGGCGGAUGCCAAGGCACACGUUCCUUCCGAAGUUCGCAAUCUAUUCUUCUGGUUCGGUUUUGAUGUCAUGGGCGACUUUGUCUUUAGCAAGUCGUUUGAUAUGCUGCAUCAGCAGCAGUGGCAUCACAUCAUUGUCCGGCUGCAGCGCGCCCUAUCUCUUUUGGGCCCGUUCAGCCCGGCUCCAUGGCUCAUUCAGGUUGGCUUCAAACUUGGACCACGGGUAAACGUCCUCAAGGACUGGUUUGACAUGGUCGCCUGGUGCGAGCGGCAGAUGCGCGUUCGACUGGAUGAUGCCACCCCGAAGCCGGCCAUGCCAGAUCUCGCUCACUACUUGAUGGAGCUGGACGACGGCCAGACCGAGAAAAAGGACCGCUUGACAUGGCUUUAUGGCGACAGCUUGCUCGCCAUUGUUGCAGGAAGCGAACCUACGGCUGCCGCUCUCAUUGGGAUCUUCUGCGAGAUAGCCAAACACCCAGAGCACGCCGACAAAAUCUACGAGGAGUUGAAAGACGUCGACGCGACCAACCUGAAGACCCUCACAAGCCUUCCCCAUCUCAACGCAGUCAUCAACGAGGGCCUCCGUCUGUACCCAGCACUUCUCACAGGCGGGGCCAGGAAGACGACGGAGAACGGGGCAACGAUCGGCGGGACUUUCAUCCCACCUCACACGACAAUCAUUGCCCCGCGUCACGUUAUAUCUCGAAGAGAGGACUGUUUUGAGCGGGCCAAUGACUUCAUUCCUGAGAGAUGGACCACUCGUCCGGAGAUGAUCCGCAAUGUAGCAGCCUUUGCACCAUUUGGAACAGGCCAUCACAGCUGUCUUGGUCGCUUCCUUGCCAUGGACACCAUGAGGUUCGUUGUUGCUAGGCUGGUCAAGAAGUACCACUUCCGCCUCGCACCAGGGGAGACGGGACACCGCGUGUUUGACGACAUCAAGGACCAGUUCACAUCUAACCCGGGACCCUUGUCCCUGUGUUUCGAGCUGAGAUGA
Molecule: messenger RNA, 1659 nt
Organism: Colletotrichum spaethianum
Lineage: Eukaryota; Fungi; Ascomycota; Sordariomycetes; Glomerellales; Glomerellaceae
Product: cytochrome P450 monooxygenase FCK2
Exons: 6
Coding region: 1-1659 (552 amino acids)
Molecular function (GO): iron ion binding; heme binding; monooxygenase activity
Source: RefSeq, a predicted model, not a curated record